This is a messenger RNA of Coccomyxa subellipsoidea C-169, 1092 nucleotides long. RefSeq lists its product as hypothetical. NCBI's taxonomy places the organism in Eukaryota, Viridiplantae, Chlorophyta, Trebouxiophyceae, Coccomyxaceae. The coding region runs from base 1 to 1092 and encodes 363 amino acids. The transcript has 6 exons. The record is from RefSeq and is a predicted model, not a curated record.
AUGACAUGUUUCCCAAACGUACAGGCGCGUGGGAGGCAGUCCAUUCCCUCCAGAGCCGAGAAGUCCCCUGGCAGCCAAGAGCAGGCCACUGCUCCCAGCCAAGAACAAGCCCAGGAUCCUGAGGACAAACUCUGGGAAGAGAUCGAGAGGGAGGACCAGCAGGCCGCAGAGCUCACCAGUGGCAAGACCCCAGUGUUUGAUCUCUUUCCACCGCCCCCUCCAAGGCUCACUGCCCAGGAGCAGAAGCAGCGUGCUUACAAGCUCAGCAGGCGGCCCUUGCGAGCAACGCAGCAUCUCAGGCGAGCGCAGACGUCCAGGAAACAAAAAUCAGGGGUUGAAAGGGCAUCUGCGGCCGCCGCCCCGGCGCCGUUUGAGGUAAAGCCGGCCGACCUGCGCCCGACGCCACCGCUGCCGCCCAUGUGCAACCUGCCUCGCAGUAGCGCAGCUGACAGGGAGGCCGCACAAAAGAGGAUGUCCAGCAUGUCGGAGCACUACAAGCCCCUGACGACCGGCGAGGGAAUUGGCAGCUAUGCCAGAAAGGUUGCAGCCGCAGGGCUCGGUCCCCUGCCCAACCCCCGGCUGGUAGUGGAGUACCACCCCUUGGUGUCCAAGGCGCGCAUGGACAGGAACGUGGCGGCUGGCUAUGACCCAAAUGCGGAGUGGGGCAACAACAGCAUUCUGGCAGGCGAGGAUAUGACAGACCUUGACGACAAUGAAGAGGAAGAGGAGGAGUUGCAGGGCAGCGGCGCAGAGGGGAUGUCAACCAGCAGUGCAGGAAGAGCAUACUCAGCAGAUAAUGCGGAUUUGCCUGAAAUAUCACUUGAAGAAAGCGAUGAGGUGGACUGGGGCGCGGACUUUGAGGACGAGGAGGAUGAGAGUCUGCAGGAUGAGUUUGGGCGGGUGCUGGACGAAACCAUAGAGCAGCGGUUGGGACAGGACCCUGAAGCCGAAGACACUGAGGGAUUUGGCGUGUGGGAUGGCAGUGAUGAGGAGGACAGGGGGACCUCACAACGAAAUGGGGUGGAAGAUGGGGAUGACCUUGACUCACUCAUUUUGAAUUGGGAGAAGCUGAAUGAGGGCAGAAAAGCAUGA